GGGAUCCCGCGCGCUUAUUGGACAGGCCGAGGGAACCCCGAGAUGUCACACACGAGCCGCUCGCGUGCAGGCUGUGAUACUAUAAAGGCGAGCCCCAGGCGCUGGCAUGAGGAGCGCUGCGGUCUGGUUCGGAGACGGUGCGUGCUGCCAUCAUUUGUUAGAGUAAGCUAGCUUCCCCCAGGGUUGCCAGGAGACGGCGGGACUCUCGGCCGUUUGCGUGUGGGUUGUUUUCCGCUGUCCUGCCGUCAUUAGCCGCUGACCUGAGGAUGCCAGCCGGUACCUUUGGAAGAGCAUCCCCCUCUGCCGUGGCUGCCAUCGCGGCCAGAGGCGACUCUGCGCCGGGGAAACCCCGCACGCUGUCAGACAGCAGAAAGUCCUCCAAACCAAUCAUGGAGAAGCGGCGACGCGCGCGCAUCAACGAGAGCCUGGGUCAGCUGAAGACCCUCAUCCUGGACGCGCUGAAGAAAGAUAGCUCCAGGCACUCCAAGCUGGAGAAGGCGGACAUCCUGGAGAUGACCGUGAAGCACCUGAGGAACCUGCAGCGGCUCCAGAUGACAGCUGCUUUACACACAGACCCGUCCAUCCUGGGGAAAUACAGAGCUGGAUUCAGCGAGUGCGUGGGAGAGGUUACCCGUUUCCUCUCCACGUGUGAAGGGGUCACCACAGAGGUGAGAACCCGCCUCCUGGGCCACCUCGCAGCCUGUGUGACCCAGAUCAAUUCUGCCAACCCGCACGGCUCUCACCUCGGCGACCUGGGACAGACCAGCCGUACGCUGACUGCGGCGCCUCCGGGCCCGCGGGUGCCCCUCAAAGGCGGCUCCGUUUCCCCUGAAGCAGUCAAGCUGUAUGGGGGCUUCCAGGUUGUGGCGUCACCAGACGGACAGUUUGCUUUUCUUAUUCCCAGCGCAUCGCUCACACCUCUGAGCGUACAAAACAGCCAUUAUGUGUCACCUGUCGCACCUGUCGCCACCCCAGACUCCGUGUGGAGACCAUGGUAGAAGCCAUGAAGGGAAAAAAAGGACAAUGAGACGACAAAUCAUAUUUUUUGUACAUUUUGUAAAUAUUUUAAGUAAAAUUUUGUUUAGAACAGAUUGUUUUAACAUUUGCGUUUGUAUACAUGCUUGGGAAUAAAUGUUUUUCGUUGCCUCUUUGCCUUAGUGGGCACAUUAAAUUCUGGUCAAGUUCUGGAAAAGCACUGCAUAUUCAUAAAUAAAUAAAAUGUGAUCUAUAAUUGUGUAAAAUGCAUUAUUUAAUACUGUGGGACUUCUGAAACUGAGCACCAGAUUGACUUUAUUUCAGACGUGAGGAACAAAGCCAUCUGACCACAUCACCCUCAUGGGUUCUUUCCCUACACUUGAUUGUCUAGUUUACAGAUUUCCGGCUGCAUUGAACGUGUAUUUAAAGAGCCAAAGGUCCUAAAACACUGCAAGCACAUCGAGGUGAGUGAGAAUGGGUCUAUGAAUGUGUGAAGGCCGCUCUGUGCUCCUGCCGGAUGUGAAAUCCUGUUAAAAUAGAUAAAAUAAAG
This is a messenger RNA of Fundulus heteroclitus (mummichog), 1525 nucleotides long. Its product is annotated as transcription factor HES-1. Bases 267 to 998 code for a protein of 243 amino acids. Lineage: Eukaryota; Metazoa; Chordata; Actinopteri; Cyprinodontiformes; Fundulidae. Gene Ontology annotation, biological process: negative regulation of neuron differentiation; Notch signaling pathway; regulation of neurogenesis. The transcript is spliced from 4 exons. The record is from RefSeq and is a predicted model, not a curated record. Gene Ontology annotation, cellular component: nucleus. Gene Ontology annotation, molecular function: protein dimerization activity; DNA-binding transcription factor activity, RNA polymerase II-specific; N-box binding.